This is a messenger RNA of Drosophila eugracilis, 5622 nucleotides long. It is a transcript of the gene ptc, whose product is annotated as protein patched. The transcript is spliced from 6 exons. The record is from RefSeq and is a predicted model, not a curated record. Bases 858 to 4706 code for a protein of 1282 amino acids. Gene Ontology annotation, molecular function: hedgehog receptor activity; smoothened binding; hedgehog family protein binding. Gene Ontology annotation, cellular component: plasma membrane. Lineage: Eukaryota; Metazoa; Arthropoda; Insecta; Diptera; Drosophilidae. Gene Ontology annotation, biological process: smoothened signaling pathway.
UCCUCGAACGAAACGGUUGUUAAAUGCGGAGCGCGGCGACAUAAUACAUUUUUCAAUAUUUUCGACUGCACUGGCCCUAAUCUCUGUGUGUGGUAUAUAUACAAGAUAGAGAUAAAUAGCACAGAACUCGUGGAAAAGCCAAGAUAUUGUAUCUUACGGAUACAAGGCUAAGUUCAUGGAUUAAAUGCCAGGCAACAACAACAAAUGCCAGCCAUCCAGUGUUUCAGUGUGUGUGUGCGUCGCCAAGUGUAAAGUAAAGUAAAGGUAAAAGAGCGAAAGGCGAGAGAGAAAACGGAAAACGUGAGGCCUGUCCGCCAGUCGCUUUUCUUUUCCAUGUGUAAAGCAAAUGAUGUGUGAAAAUUCUAACGAAUUCCAAAAGAAAUUGUGUCCAAGAUAAAAUCCGAAAACCGCGUUUAAAUCGUUGAAAAAAAUAUUAUUACAAAAACAAAACCAAAAGCAAAAGCGAAGCCAGCAAUCACAACAAAACCAAACAACACAAAGAGAGCUCAGAUACACAGCGUGAGCGAGAAAGAGAGAGAGCACGAGCGAAGUGAGAGAGCGUCUCUUCUUAAUCAAAAAUAAAAAUAAAAAUAAUAUCCAGUAAAAAAUGCAGAGUGCAGUGCAAAAUGCAGCCAAACAAAAUACGAGAUCCCAAUAACAAUUAAUCGAACCGAAAGCCCACGAACUAACCGCACACUGCCUCCCAAGUCUCAGUUCCCGGACGCAGACAAACGGCAGGCACUGUCCGAAAGAACCGAUUCGAUUCCAUCUGCACAUUUCCUUCACCAACACCCCCACACCUUCCCCGCCACUCCAGCAACUAUUCCGUCCGGAAUACGGCUAUAAACAUAACCAUAAUGGACCGCGACAGCCUCCCACGCGUUCCGGACACACACGGCGAUGUGGUCGAUGAGAAAUUAUUCUCGGAUCUUUACAUACGCACCAGCUGGGUGGACGCCCAAGUGGCGCUCGAUCAGAUAGAUAAGGGCAAGGCGCGUGGCAGCCGCACGGCAAUCUAUCUGCGAUCAGUAUUCCAGUCCCACCUCGAAACACUCGGCAGCUCCGUGCAGAAGCAUGCGGGCAAGGUGCUCUUCGUGGCGAUCCUGGUGCUGAGCACCUUCUGCGUCGGCCUAAAGAGUGCCCAGAUCCACUCGAAGGUCCACCAGCUGUGGAUCCAGGAGGGUGGCAGAUUAGAGGCGGAACUGGCCUACACACAGAAAACGAUCGGUGAGGACGAGUCGGCAACGCAUCAGCUGCUCAUCCAGACGACGCACGAUCCGAAUGCCUCAGUACUGCAUCCGCAGGCGCUACUGGCUCAUCUGGAGGUCUUGGUCAAGGCGACGGCCGUAAAGGUCCACCUGUAUGACACUGAAUGGGGGCUGCGGGACAUGUGCAACAUGCCGAGCACGCCCUCAUUUGAGGGCAUCUACUACAUCGAGCAGAUCCUGCGGCACCUCAUACCGUGCUCGAUCAUUACGCCGCUGGAUUGCUUCUGGGAGGGUAGCCAGCUCUUGGGUCCUGAGUCGGCGGUGGUUAUACCAGGUCUCAAUCAGCGACUUCUGUGGACAACCCUGAAUCCCGCCUCGGUGAUGCAGUACAUGAAGCAGAAGAUGUCCGAGGAGAAGAUCAGCUUUGACUUUGAGACCGUGGAGCAGUACAUGAAGCGGGCGGCCAUUGGCAGUGGCUACAUGGAGAAGCCCUGCUUAAACCCACAGAAUCCCAGUUGCCCCGACACGGCGCCAAACAAGAACAGCAGCCAGCCACCGGAUGUAGGAGCCAUCCUUUCCGGAGGAUGUUACGGAUAUGCAGCAAAGCACAUGCACUGGCCGGAGGAGCUGAUAGUGGGCGGAGCAAAAAGGAAUCGCAGUGGUCACUUGAGGAAGGCCCAGGCCCUGCAGUCGGUGGUGCAGCUGAUGACUGAGAAGGAGAUGUUUGACCAGUGGCAGGAUAACUACAAGGUACACCAUCUUGGCUGGUCACAGGAGAAGGCAGCCGAGGUUUUAAACGCCUGGCAACGUAACUUCUCAAGGGAGGUGGAGCUGCUGCUUCGUAAGCAGUCGAGGAUUGCCACCAACUAUGAUAUCUACGUGUUCAGCUCGGCGGCUCUGGAUGAUAUUCUGGCUAAGUUCUCGCAUCCAAGCGCCGUAUCCAUUGUGAUUGGUGUGGCUGUGACUGUUCUGUAUGCCUUCUGCACACUCCUCCGCUGGCGGGAUCCUGUUCGUGGCCAGAGCAGUGUGGGCGUGGCCGGAGUUCUACUCAUGUGUUUCAGCACCGCCGCUGGUUUGGGCUUAUCUGCUCUUCUGGGAAUCGUCUUCAACGCGGCCAGCACUCAGGUGGUUCCAUUUUUGGCCCUGGGACUGGGUGUGGAUCACAUCUUUAUGCUGACAGCUGCCUAUGCGGAGAGUAACCGGCGGGAGCAGACCAAGUUGAUCCUGAAGAAAGUUGGACCAAGCAUCCUGUUCAGUGCCUGCAGCACGGCGGGAUCCUUCUUUGCGGCUGCCUUCAUUCCAGUUCCUGCUUUGAAGGUAUUCUGUCUCCAAGCAGCCAUCGUAAUGUGCUCCAACUUGGCUGCGGCUCUUUUGGUCUUUCCGGCCAUGAUUUCGUUGGAUCUGCGCAGGCGGACAGCUGGCAGGGCAGACAUCUUCUGCUGCUGUUUCCCGGUGUGGAAGGAACAACCCAAGGUGUCCCCGCCGGUCCUCCCAUUGAACAACAACAAUGGACGAGGGGCCAGGCAUCCAAAGAGCUGCAACAACAACAGGGUGCCGGUGCCACAGCCUGCCCAGAAUCCUCUGCUAGAGCAGAGGUCAGUCAGUCCUGGCAGUAGUCACACCCUGGCAUCCUUUUCCCUGGCCAACUUCGCCUUCGAGCACUACACACCCUUCCUCAUGCGCAGCUGGGUGAAGUUCCUCACUGUGAUGGGAUUCCUGGCUGCUCUUAUCUCCAGCCUGUAUGCCUCGACGCGCCUUCAAGAUGGCCUGGACAUCAUCGACCUAGUGCCCAAGGACAGUAACGAGCACAAGUUCUUGGAUGCCCAAACCCGGCUCUUUGGUUUCUACAGCAUGUAUGCCGUCACCCAGGGAAACUUUGAGUAUCCCACCCAGCAGCAGUUGCUGAGGGAUUACCAUGACUCCUUUGUCCGAGUGCCACAUGUCAUUAAGAACGAUAAUGGUGGACUGCCGGAUUUUUGGCUGCUGCUCUUCCGCGACUGGCUAAGCAAUCUGCAGAAGAUCUUCGACGAGGAGAUCCGCGAUGGAAGACUAACCAAGGAGUGCUGGUUCCCCAAUGCCAGCAGCGAUGCCAUCUUGGCGUAUAAGUUGAUCGUGCAGACGGGUCAUGUGGACAAUCCGGUGGACAAGGAACUGGUGGUGACCAAUCGACUGGUGAACAGUGAUGGCAUCAUCAACCCGCGUGCUUUUUACAAUUAUCUGUCGGCCUGGGCCACCAAUGAUGUCUUCGCCUACGGAGCUUCUCAGGGUAAACUCUAUCCCGAACCGCGCCAGUAUUUUCACCAACCCAACGAGUAUGAUCUGAAGAUUCCCAAGAGUCUGCCCCUGGUCUAUGCCCAGAUGCCCUUCUACCUGCACGGACUGACAGACACCUCGCAGAUCAAAACCCUUAUUGGUCACAUUCGCGAUCUGAGCGUUAAGUUUGAGGGCUUCGGUCUUCCCAACUAUCCAUCGGGCAUUCCAUUUAUCUUCUGGGAGCAGUACAUGACCCUACGUUCCUCACUGGCCAUGAUCCUGGCCUGCGUUCUUCUGGCUGCCUUGGUGUUGGUCUCCCUGCUUCUACUGUCCGUUUGGGCCGCUGUCCUAGUGAUCUUGACCGUACUGGCCUCGCUGGCCCAGAUCUUUGGAGCCAUGACCCUGCUGGGCAUCAAACUUUCGGCCAUUCCAGCAGUCAUACUCAUCCUAAGCGUGGGUAUGAUGCUCUGCUUCAAUGUGCUGAUCUCACUGGGCUUCAUGACAUCCGUGGGCAAUCGUCAGCGUCGUGUGCAGCUGAGCAUGCAGAUGUCCCUGGGACCACUGGUCCAUGGAAUGCUGACCUCUGGAGUGGCUGUGUUCAUGCUCUCCACCUCGCCCUUUGAGUUCGUGAUCCGGCACUUCUGCUGGCUUCUGUUGGUUGUCCUGUGCGUGGGUGCCUGCAACAGCUUAUUGGUGUUCCCCAUCCUCCUGAGUAUGCUGGGACCAGAGGCAGAACUGGUGCCGCUAGAGCAUCCUGACCGGAUAUCCACACCCUCACCACUGCCCGUGCGAAGUAGCAAGAGAUCAGGCAAAUCCUAUGUGGUGCAGGGCUCUCGUUCUUCACGAGGAAGCUGUCAGAAGUCGCACCAUCAUCACCAUAAGGACUUAAAUGAUCCAUCGCUGACCACAAUCACCGAGGAGCCGCAGUCCUGGAAGUCCAGCAACUCGUCCAUCCAGAUGCCCAACGAUUGGAGCUAUCAGCCGAGUGCCCCACCACCCCCCGCCUAUCAGAAGGCCGCAUCACAGCAACAGCAGCAUCAGCAGCAGGGUCCGCCCAUAAUGCCACCGCCUCCAUUUCCGGCGGCAUAUCCACCGGAGCUGCAGAGCAUUGUGGUGCAGCCAGAGGUGACGGUGGAGACGACGCACUCGGACAGCAACACCACCAAGGUGACGGCCACGGCCAACAUCAAGGUGGAGCUGGUAACGCCCGGUCGGGCGGUGCGCAGCUAUAACUUUACGAGUUAGCACUAGCACUAGUUCCUGUAGCCAUUAGCCCGUAUCUUUAGGCCUUACUUUAAGCCGUAAACCUAUUUGUAUCUGUAUAUUCGAUUUGUUCAGCGGGUCUGUCGGGGAUUUUAUUUUCUUGGAUUUUUACCAUUUUUAAAAACUUAAAUUUGAUGUCACAAAAAUGUAAAAAACAGAAAACAGACUAGAAUUUUCCAGUUAUUUUAAAAAAGAUAUUAGUUUGAAUGGAAAUUUUCUGAACUUAUCAAAACCUAAAAAGAUAUCCUUGAAAAUUGAAAAUCUCGACAGGCCUGUGUGUAUGUAUAUGUGUAUGCAUGUUAGUUAAUUUCCCAGAGUCCGGUAAUCGUAGCAGCUGCCUCCCCGUCCCAUCCUCCCUUGGAAAAACGCCCACCUUCCUUAAACCAAGACCCCACCGCCCCUCUGCCUAGCAGCUUUGUAUGUAUGUAUCCUAGCACUUAAGGAAUACUUAAACUUAGAGAUAUUUAUUGUAACACACACACACACUCAACGAACACACACACACACACUGUACUUACAUAUAAUUCAACGCGAGAUUCACCCACACAAAAACACACACAAACUAGUAAUUUGUAGCUCGUAAUUUAGUUUAAAUAUGUACAUAAAACACAAGGACUUGAACCAAAAUAGUAUCGCUUAAACGGAAACGAAAGAAACGAGAAAAAUCAAUUACUAUUACUUAAUCAACUACAAGAGAAAUCCCUCCUCCCCCAACGGUACUUACAACCAAAUUAAAAACGAGAGUAUAAAUAUAAAAUAAUUAUAAAAAAAAAAGAAUGGAAAGCGAAGCGGGGAUCGAUUGUAAACGCGGCAUUUAUCCAUGUACAUUUGUUGCACAAAGACUGACUGUCUUUUUUUAAAUAAAAUUAUAUAUUAUACAGUUUUUUAAAAGCGAAAA